CCGAAAUAAUUAGUACACGUGUAUACUUGUUCCUUACAUUUAAGAAAGUUAAAAACUUUGAAUUCUUCAAAUUUUUUUCUAAAUAUGUGUGGCAUAUUUUGUUCUAUUAACUGUAUAAAAAACAAUAAAAAACGUUUUAAUAAGAAUGAACAAUCUGAGUGGGAGUUAUGCAAGCAUGUAAUAAAAGCAAGAGGACCAGAUAAUCUGGACAGUUUAAAAAAAGAGUUAUCAGAACAUUGGUAUGGUCAGUUCUGUGCAAGCAUAUUAUGGCUGCAAGGAUUACAACCAAUUUCACAACCUCUUAUGGACACAGAUUGUAAUAUACUUCUUUGGAAUGGAGAUGUUUUUUCUGGUAAUAUGUUCAAGGAGAAUAUUUGUGACAGUAAAGUUAUUUUAUUAUCACUGAAAAAUUCAUUUAAUAUACCAGAUACUUUAAAAGAAAUCAACGGACCGUUUAGUUUUAUUUAUUAUAAGAAAUCUUCAAAACAAUUAUAUUUUGCAAGAGAUAGAUUCGGAAGGCAUAGUUUAUUAUUUAAAAUAAGUAAAAAUUUUAAGUCAUUACUUUUAACAUCUGUAGCUGUUAAAGCUAUACAAAAUAUUAUGGAAUUGCCAGCUAUUGGAAUAUUUAUUGCAAAUUUAAAUUUUAAAGAAAUACAGUUAAGUUGUAUUCCAUGGUAUGAACCAAAUGAACGAUUUAUUAAUAUUUUAACUGACAUUAAAGCUCAAUUUAAUAUUAAUAUUAAUAUUAUUGAAUCAAAAUAUUUGCCAAAAAUAGAAAAAUUAUAUUUAAAUAUACUACCUACUUCUAAAAUGGGUUUCUUAAAGUUCAUUGAAAUUAUGAAUAUCAAUAAUUAUGAUGAAAUAAUGGAUUAUAUAUUGAAGGAUGUUAAUAUUGAUCAGAUUGUAAAUAAUUUACUAGUUUUAUUAAAUGAAUCCGUAAAAAGAAGAGUUACAAUUAUGCCUAAUUUUUGUAAAAAUUGUACAUAUUUGAAUAUUUCAUUUUGCCAACAUGUGAAAGUUGGUAUCUUAUUUUCAGGUGGACUAGAUUCAGCUAUUUUGGCUGCAUUAACACAUAAUCAUAUUAAUAUUAAUGAAACAAUAGAUUUAAUUAAUGUUGGAUUUGAAAAGAAAAUUAACUGUAAUUAUGAAGUGCCAGAUAGAAUAACUGGAAGAAAAACACUUAAUGAACUAUUAGAAAUAUGUCUAGGAAGGACAUUUAAUUUUAUUCAAGUUGAUGUUUCACAAGAAGAACUGGAAAAAUAUAGAUCAACUUCAAUUUCAAAUUUAGUUUAUCCACAUGCAACAGUUUUGGAUGAUAGUUUGGCUUCUGCUGUUUGGUUUGCUAGUAGAGCAGAAGGAACAAUUUAUCCAACAAAACAAUCUUACAAGUCAACCUGUAGAGUACUUUUACUUGGAAUGGGAGCUGAUGAACAAUUUGGCGGGUAUAUGAGACACAGAACAAUUUUAAGACGUAAAGGUUGGAAUGCUCUUGCUGGAGAAUUAAGACUUGAAUUUGAUAGAAUUGCAGAAAGAAAUUUAGGAAGAGAUGAUAGAAUGGUUGCUGAUCAUGGAAGACAAUCAAGAUUACCUUAUUUAGAUGAAGAUUUUGUUAAUUUUGUACAACAACUUCCAGUUUGGGAAAGGUGUUGCCCAGUAGAUAAAUUUCCACCAGGUUUAGGUGAUAAACUUUUAUUACGUUUAUUGGCGCGAAAAAUUAAAUUACACGAAGCAGCAAAAUUUCCCAAACGCGCAUUUCAAUUUGGAUCACGAAUUGCGAAUGGAAAAGAGAAUGCCAAGAAUAUAUCAAAAUAUUUGUAGCUAUAAUGUUUGUCUUAAUUACUGUAAAGCAUUGCCUAAACUUAUCAAUCUCGUCUUAUCUGUCAUUAUCAUUAGU
This is a messenger RNA of Ceratosolen solmsi marchali, 1894 nucleotides long. Its product is annotated as asparagine synthetase domain-containing protein 1. Gene Ontology annotation, molecular function: asparagine synthase (glutamine-hydrolyzing) activity. The record is from RefSeq and is a predicted model, not a curated record. The transcript is spliced from 5 exons. The coding region runs from base 85 to 1818 and encodes 577 amino acids. NCBI's taxonomy places the organism in Eukaryota, Metazoa, Arthropoda, Insecta, Hymenoptera, Agaonidae.